ACCUGGCUGAGGUGUACUGAUGACAGUAAGAAGACAAAUAGAAGAGGGAGAAACACCUUCAGCGCACUUUCAGGUGUGAGAGUACAGGUGGAUCUCCAAUAAUUCAGCAGUUGAUCACUACAAAACGAGGCUGGGCUUCACAUCCCCUGGUUGCAACCUUUUCAUGACGUCGAGCCAGUUGUUUUGGUCCCCUCUGCCCAAUCGGAGGCUCCUCUCAACAUUCUACCGGAGCCGAAAUGGAUCUAUUCAUGCAGCGGCUCCGUCCUCUCGUAAGGACCAGAACGCCCUUUGUCAGGGGCUCCAUGCUGCUACCUGACUGCUGCUGCUGCUUUAAACGGCAGCACUGACAUGGAAACCCCAUUACAGCUGCAGAACGAUUUCUUUCCAGAGCAGCAGCAGCAGCAGCAGCAGCUCCAGCACUGUAAGUACCAGCACUACUGCGGGCGGGAGGAUCGGCUCAGCAAGCAGCACGACCAAUGCUGCACCUGCAAUAACUGCACCUGCGAUGCGCGCAAAAGCCUCGUCUUUCGCGGGACGUCGCCGACCACUGUGGGAACUUUAAGGACACCUUCGGAAACGUCUUCGAGGCAAGGUUGUCAGUACAGCGUCUGCGAGUUCACACCCUCUAGUCAUGGUAGUUCAUCCAGACAUCAUCAUCCUCACCAUCAGCAGCAGCAGCAGCAUUGCCGCGAUAGGCAGCAGCGGGGCAGCCUGGGCAGCAGCCACAAAGACAGUAACUCCUACAAUGAAAUAGCCAUGAGCAGCUGCAGAUACAACGGCGGCGUAAUGCGGCCGCUGAGCAACUUGAGCUCGUCCCGCAGAAACAUACACGAGUUUGAUUCCGAGUCCCAGCCUUUGCAGCCCAUCUCAGCCGCAGAUGCGUCGGACACUUUAGUAUCCAAGCCGGAGAACAAUUCCACCACCCUGAUGCCUUACGCAUCGGGAGACGGAGGGGGAGGCUGCGGCCACAGCGGCGGCAAAUCGGGGAAAAAGAAGAACCAGAACAUUGGGGAGAAGCUGGGGCACAGGAGGGCCUUGUUUGAGAAGAGGAAGCGGCUCAGCGACUAUGCUUUAAUCUUUGGGAUGUUUGGGAUCGUUGUUAUGGUUAUAGAGACUGAACUCUCAUGGGGAGCCUAUGGAAAGGAAUCCCUGUAUUCAUUAGCUCUAAAAUGCCUGAUAAGCCUUUCUACAAUCAUUCUCCUGGGGCUGAUUAUCAUCUACCAUGCAAGGGAGAUACAGCUAUUUAUGGUGGACAACGCAGCUGAUGACUGGAGGAUAGCCAUGACAUAUGAGCGCAUCUUCUUCAUCUGCCUGGAGAUCCUGGUGUGCGCCAUACACCCCAUCCCCGGGAACUACACCUUCACCUGGACAGCACGCUUGGCCUACUCCUAUGUGCCAUCCAAGACGGAUGCGGACGUGGACAUCAUCCUGUCCAUCCCCAUGUUCCUGCGGCUGUACCUCAUCGCUCGCGUCAUGCUGCUGCACAGCAAGCUGUUCACCGAUGCGUCGUCCCGCAGCAUUGGGGCACUCAACAAGAUUAACUUUAACACACGCUUUGUGAUGAAGACCCUCAUGACCAUCUGUCCCGGCACUGUGCUGCUGGUCUUCACCAUCUCGCUAUGGAUCAUCGCUGCAUGGACAGUGCGAGCUUGCGAGAGGUACCAUGACAACCAGGACAUAACCAGCAACUUUCUCGGAGCCAUGUGGUUGAUCUCAAUCACGUUUCUUACCAUUGGAUAUGGAGAUAUGGUCCCGCAUACGUACUGUGGGAAAGGAGUCUGCCUCUUGACUGGCAUUAUGGGCGCUGGCUGUACUGCCUUGGUGGUGGCUGUGGUGGCGAAGAAACUGGAGUUAACCAAAGCUGAAAAACACGUUCACAAUUUUAUGAUGGACACCCAGCUAACAAAAAGAGUGAAAAACACAGCUGCGAAUGUUCUCAGGGAGACGUGGCUCAUCUACAAGAACACCAAACUGGUGAGGAAGAUGGACCACGCCAGAGUCAGGAAGCACCAGAGAAAAUUUCUCCAAGCCAUUCACCAAGCUCGAAAAUUGAGAAGUGUUAAAAUGGAGCAACGCAAGCUGAAUGACCAAGCAAACUCACUAGUGGACCUUGCUAAGACUCAGAACAUCAUGUAUGACAUGAUAUCGGACUUGAAUGAACGAGGAGAGGACAUGGAGAAGAGGAUUGCCCUGCUGGAGACAAAGCUGGAGACUCUACUGAGUAACUUACAAGCUCUGCCUGGACUCAUCAGCCAGGUGAUCAGCCAGCAGCACAGGGACUUCCUGGAGGUGCAGCUCCAGCCUUACGACAAACACAGCCCUGAGCGCUCACAGUCAGUGUCCCGACGGAGGUCGUCCUCCACAGCACCACCCACCUCCUCCGAGAGCAGCUAGAGUCCAAGGGGAAUGCCUCCACUGAAGACUUUUGCCAUCAUAUGGCCAAGUUGCAUUUAUCGUAAAGCCUUAUGGUUUCAAUAAGUAUUAUCCAAAUUCUGAUGACAGAAUCCAAGACACUGGGGACAAUGCAUUUUAAUGGAUAACUUCAUGCUGUUAUUUGUUUUUUAUUACCUCAAAAGAUGUUGUUAUCCUUGCUCUGGUGACAUGACCACAAAUAAUGGCGCUUCCCUCAGUAAAAACUAAAAGGCCUAUCGAUGGGGCUGUGAUAAGAACUCUACUCCAUCUCUAUGCAGAGGUAGCCAGUUUUAGGUGGCAAGGUUACCAAGUGUGAAACUAUUGCACUAAAAUAGUGCUUCUCACAGACUUUGUGCUUCUGCUGGCUUGAUUCAGUUGCUGUGUUCCUCGAUGCAAACUGAGAGACCACUGAGAAAUCAGUCAGGGAGCAUGUCAGUGAUACUGAGGAAAAGUGCUGUGUUUUCUGGACUGGAGUGAACCGACAGCAGAAGGCAGAUGAAAAUCGCUCCUACACACUGUCACUCAGAGAUAACUUAAAAAGCUUGAAAUGAGGAAAAAAAAGCAUAUAUCUUUUAGGUUAGAGACAGCAUCAACUAUAGCGGUUUUCUUUUGCAGAGUGCCCCUGUAGAAUGACUAUUUUUGGGGCGACGUUGCAAAUAAUUUAAUCCUCUAGUCAAAAUGAAUGCAUCGAAAUCUGUACUUGCACUUACUUUUUAAUCAAUGCACUUCAAUGCUGACUGACAUAUGAUAUAAAGAUGCGUUGCUCAUUAAAAAGAAGAACAUUUGAGAUGUUUGGGCAUGGGUUAUUACUGUCAACUCUCAAGUUGUGGCUAGUGUUGAUGAAUCAAGUCAAAGCCCCUUUUCUGUUUCUCACAAAGAUGCAUUCACAUGGACCUCUGAGGUCUGUAGGAAUGUAUCGGUGAUCAUAAAUUCAGCAACUCUCCUCCUGUCUUGCUGUGUCUCACCUCCUGUCCUUCUUUCUUGUGCUAUUUAUGCUUGCUGUCAUCCCAGCUGGACAACAACAAAAUGCUGAACAACAACCGUAAACCGUAUCUACCUUUUAAAAAGAAAAUGCCUAUUUUUAUAUAUUUUGACGAGGACAAGCACACCUCUUACAACUAAACAAACAACAACGAGGAUCCACGAGGCAGCAGAUUCAGCAUAUCUAGCACACGGCUUGAGAUAUAUCGGACUGGAGUUAAGACACAUUAAGAUGUCUGUGAGGUACUUUCCUGAACUGAUUUAAAAACUGCAUUAUUCCUCCAACUGCAUUUUUUUUUAAAGCAAAUGCUUCAGAUGACACUGUUGGCUGAGCUGGAAGAGCAGAACUGGUAAAUCCACCCACAGUGGCCAGUUAUUCAUUAGAUUCUGACGUUUUAAUGUCCAAAAUAGAAUAAUUUGAUUUGACUCAAACGGCCUCCUCAGCCAUUCAAACUGUUUAUUUCUAGAUAAACUGUGUGAAAAGCCCUUGAGGUGGCCGAUAUCCCAUCCAGACAUUAAUAUUCAGCGUAUGACUGUGGUUGUUCAUGCAACUUUUCGAGGUUCACAGCAUGGGUCAGAGGAGAUCACUCAUCUAAUCAGCAGCACUGGUAUCGUUCAACCAGCUCACCCACAAAACCAAUAAAUCAAUUAGAAGGUCAACAAAGCAACAGAUGUUCAGUCCACAAACUUUAGCAGCAUAGAAACCAAUGAGAGAUGAUACUGUAUGCGAAUUAAACGAUAAACAAUUAAACAAUAAAAAUACACAAUUUAA
Messenger RNA from Acanthochromis polyacanthus (spiny chromis), 4165 nucleotides. It is a transcript of the gene kcnn2, whose product is annotated as potassium calcium-activated channel subfamily N member 2. Gene Ontology annotation, biological process: potassium ion transmembrane transport. Gene Ontology annotation, molecular function: small conductance calcium-activated potassium channel activity; calmodulin binding. The transcript has 9 exons. Bases 349 to 2394 code for a protein of 681 amino acids. Gene Ontology annotation, cellular component: neuron projection; plasma membrane; neuronal cell body. NCBI's taxonomy places the organism in Eukaryota, Metazoa, Chordata, Actinopteri, Pomacentridae. The record is from RefSeq and is a predicted model, not a curated record.